UUCAGGGUGCAAAGGGGUUGAUUUACUCAACUGUAUGUGAAAAAAAUCGUGUUUUUGUUUUUUGGAUUUUCGGACAACUUCUGGAUGUUGCACACCUCUUGCGCCUGUUGUUUACCCCUGGUUGAACAUGGUGGGCAACAUCAGCAAGUAACGUUAGCAUUAGCCACUAGCAUGGUGGUUGAACAUUUUGUUUUAUUAAGACAGUAUGCAUAUGUCCCCCGUUUUUUUUUACCAACAAGCCAUUAAAUCGAGCUAAGGAGGUUACGGACACAUGUGCAGCCUGAGUGGAGGAUGUUUUAUGUACGAUCCGGUCCAUUUGGGACACAAGUGUAUUACUUGCUGCCCACAGUAAAGCGUAAAAUAAGAUUACAAACGACGUAAAUGGAAUAAUAGCGGCAUCAUGCGGUCAGUUGGGUUAAGUACGAGAAAGUCUAACGUGAAGCCUGAAGAUGAAGCCGGUGUUACAGUUUUACAUCUCGUGAACAAGAUUUAGUGACCACCUUUCCACCGGAAUAGAAGACAGCGCUGGCUAGCAUUUUCCAUUCGUUGAGCUGGCCGGGGAUGCUAACUGCAAUGUGUGUACAGUGGAUUUGAAAUAUGAAUUAGCUUAUAUAUUUUUAAGCAGUCAAAUGCGAUAAAGCGUCGUUAGAGUAAAUAUUAGCCACAUCUACCGGGCUUUUGAGAGAAGAUCUCGUCAUGUUUGGUAUAGAUGCGGAGGUCUGGCGCGCGGGCUGUCAACAAAGUCCGGCUGAAAAAACGCUGCUGUUUCCCCAGCUCUCUCUUAUGACAUAGUCCUGGUGAUGACAAAGCUGAAUCAUGCCGGGUAAAUUGAAAGCUAAAAUUGUGGCGGGGCGUCACUUACCAGUCAUGGACAGAGCCAGCGACCUCACUGAUGCCUUCGUAGAGGUCAAGUUUGGCAACACAACUUUCAAAACGGAUGUCUACCCCAAGUCCCUUAACCCACAGUGGAACUCAGAGUGGUUCAAAUUUGAGGUGGAUGAUGAGGAUUUGCAGGAUGAGCCAUUACAGAUCACAGUGUUGGACCAUGACACUUACAGUGCCAACGACGCAAUAGGGAAGGUCUACAUUGACAUCGACCCUCUGCUGUCCAGCGAGGCUGCCACCGUCAUCUCUGGAUGGUUCCCCAUCUACGACACUAUACACGGUAUCAGAGGGGAGAUUAAUGUUCUGGUAAAGGUGGACCUCUUCAACGACCUGAACCGCUUCAGACAGUCCUCCUGUGGGGUCAAGUUCUUCUGCACAACAUCCAUCCCGAGGUGUUACCGCGCGGCGCUGGUCCAUGGUUUUGUUGAGGAGCUGGUGGUGAACGAGGACCCGGAGUACCAGUGGAUCGACCGCAUCAGAACCCCCAGGGCUUCUAACGAGGCCCGCCAGCGACUCAUCUCCCUCAUGUCUGGUGAGCUGCAGAGGAAGAUUGGUCUGAAGGUGUUGGAGAUGGGUGGUAAUGCGGUGGUGGGCUACCUGCAAUGCUUUGAUCUGGAGGGAGAGUCGGGUCUGGUGGUCCGAGCCAUCGGCACCGCCUGCACUCUGGACAAACUCAUCCCUGGGACUGCUUCCAACACCAUCACACACCCCAACACCGCCCCGGCAUCCAAUGCCUGCAACUCCCCCUCUAAGGAAAGCAAAGAGCACGUGUUCAGUGAGGACCCAACCCACCCCCUCUCCGUCCCUCCCACCCCUCUCAGAACACUUCCUUCCUCCUCCUCUCCUCCCUUCUCUCCAUCCAAGCCAUGCAGUCGCCAGUCCUCCUCCUCAGACACAGACCUCAGUCUGACGCCCAAGAUGGGGAUGGGGAGUGGGAUCAGCGUUGGGAAAGAGGCAGGGCCUCUGAAGACCCUCCUCAGACAGCAGGCCCAAUCAGCAUUGGAGCAGAGGGGAGCCUCAUCCUCUGGUAUAUUUGUAAACACCAGGGAGUUCCCCUUCUUCACGUUGACUUGUUUUCCCCCCGGCUUCCUGGUUCACAUCGGGGGAGUGGUCAGCGCCCGCUCAGUCAAGCUGCUGGACCGCAUACACAACCCUGCGUUGGGUAACACACGCUCUUACAAACUGCUAGACUGGAAUAGUGUUGCUGCAGACGAGCCAGAGACGAGGGACGCGUGGUGGGAGGAGAUUCGUCAGGAGAUCAAGUCUCAUGCCAAAGCCCUGGGUUGCCACGCUGUGGUGGGAUACAGCGAGAGUACCACCAUCUGUGAGGAGGUGUGUAUCUUGUCUGCGUCGGGCACGGCGGCCAUGUUGAAUCCCAGGUUCAUGCGCGAGGGCUGUUUGGACGCCGGCGGCAGCGACCACAGGUUGUCACGACAACCACCCCUCGGCACGGUUGGGUCGGAGAGGGCAGAGGGGGAAGUUAGCUCAGCUUGGCUGGGGUUUGAUGAUGCGUCACCUCCUAGCUGCGGAUUUUGUCACAUCCCAUAUGAUGAGUUCAACAUGCCGUUCCCAGCUCAGCUCACAUACUGCUACCACUGUAGGAGACAGAAGGUCCCUGACGUGCUCUUUACUACCAUAGACCUACCUGCUGAGGCUGCUGUUACUGGGAAGGGCUGCCUCAUACAGGCCAGGUUGUGUCGUAUCAAGAAGAAGGCCCAAGGCGAGGUGAAUGCCACAGCCAUCUCUAACCUCCUCCCCUUCAUGGAGUAUGAGCUCCACACCCAGCUGAUGAACAAACUGAAGCUGCGCUGCAUGAACGCUCUGUUUGGGCUCCGCAUUCAGAUCAGUGUGGGAGAAAACAUGCUCCUAGGACUAGCUUCUGCAACGGGUGUGUACCUGUCAGCUCUGCCAGCUCCAGGUGGUAUCCAGAUAGCUGGUAAGACCCCCAGUGACCUGAGCUACGACCAACACAUUUCAACCAUGCAGAAACGCAUCAAUGACACCAUCGCCAUGAACAAGGAGCUCUACAACAUACACCCCCCGGAUUGUAUAGAGGAGGUGGUGGGGUCUCCUAUCCCUGACAGACAGCGGUCCAGACUGUUCAGGUCUACCUCUGAGAGUUCAGAUGAGCUGUCAGAACUAGACCUGUCCCACGGCAAGAAGGACGCCUUCGUACUGGAGAUUGAUGACACUGAUGCAGUAGAGGACAUCCAAUCCCUACUCACUGAUGCCCCCAUGCCUGCAGGGUUCUACAGCUGUAACACAGAGAUCAUGCCUGGGAUUUACAACUGGACUUCAGGGCUACAGAUGUUUACAUCUGUCAGGGUCUACAGACUUAAUAAUGCCAAUCUGACCAACCAGGGCCUCAACAAGAUCUUCACUGACCUCUGUGAUAAUUUACUCAAGAGUCUAUACUUUAAGUUACGUUCCAUGAUCCCCUGCUGUCUAUGCCAUCUCAACUUCACUGUAGCCGUACCAGAGGAAGAACUCAUACAGGUGGCGGUGACGGCUGUAGCCAUGAGUUUUGACAAGGAGACUCAGCUGGCAGCAGACAAGGCUCUUAACAAGGGGAGUGGAGAGAAUGAAGAGCAGCUACAGUUUUCUAUGGAGCUGUGUGGAGAGUCAACGUCCUCCAACAACCAGCCUACAGCCAAACCUUCAGGUGUUCCAGAGAGUGCCAUGACCCACUCAUCGUCUCGAGACAGAUGCAGCACCUGGCUAGAGCUGCUUAGGCUGAAAGCUCACACCAUAAGACGAGGAUCAGUUAAGACAAGUAGGAGGACACAGUCGCUAGCAAACUCUGUCUCGUCCUCAGAGCGCUGCAGUCCUCUCCCAGAGGUGCGGUCCCGGUCCCUACGCUCCACCAGGUCGUUGCCAUGCGGUGCCCCUGUUACCGUGGUGAAGAUGACUCCUCUGUCCUUUCUCCCCAGGACGCGCAUCGUCAAAUACUUGGGAAUCAUCAACAUGUUCUUCAUUAGAGAGACCACGUCACUACGAGAGGAGGGGGGUGUAAGUGGGUUCCUGCAUUCCUUCAUAGCGGAGGUGUUUGCCAUGGUCCGUGCACAUGUAGCAGCUCUGGGGGGCAACGCCGUAGUGUCAUACAGCAUGAAGGAGUGUGUCUUCAUGGAAAACCCCAACAAGAACCAGGCUCAGUGUCUGAUUAAUGUUAGUGGUGAUGCUGUCAUCUUUGUCAGAGAAUCAGACCAGGAGGCCAUACCCCCUCUGAUUGCGAGCGGACAGACCAGCACCACUGGGGCUGAUGGGACCACAUGACACUCACUCACGCACACACACACACUUGAGUCUAGCCAUCCAAAUAAUUGUGAUUUUUGUCUGCCAUAAACAGACUAGUUGAUGGAGAAAUUGUCUCUUAAUUGUCCAUUAAGGCACUCUACAUAAGCCAUUUAAAGGCAUUAUGUCAUGUCUGUCUGUCUUUGUCUGUCUGUUGGUGAUAUAAUAGACAUUCCAAUACAUGGUGAAGUUUUAGGCAGCUAAAAGACUGAUUGCUCUCCAUCCAGUCACUAGCCGGCCAUUCUAAAGUGUACAGGGUAGUCAUUAGUAGACAGCCAUGAGUACCAUACUCAGUACAGCAGCGUUUCCCAAUAGGCAGCCCGUGGGCCAAAUUCGACCCGUGUGGUUUUCUUUUGCCCACUCAAGAUUUCGGCGCAAAAAAACAUGGUUUUAUAUCAUUUUUGUUCUUUGACAUAAGACUGUAAAAUCACCAGGAAAUUAGCUCAAAGUGAUUUUAAUUUAGGAAAUCUGUUUCCAAGUAUUCCCACGCAUAGCUAUAGGCAUAUGUGAUCGUAUCCCAAUUUAAUCAAGGUGUGAAAUUAUUCUGUUUUUGUGAAAUACUAUAUCUGUUUGGGAUUCUUGCGGUCAAUUUGCAGGGUACUAAUUAUUUAUAACUAUUUUCCGGAUCCCCGACUAUCUGCUCAAGGAAAUGUAGGCCCACGACUUAGUAAUUGGGGACCCCUGCAGUACAGGGUAGCCACUACUGAAGAUGGCCAUGGUAAAGAGAACUAAAUUGAGUUUAAUUGUGUCACUGUAUGACAAUGUUUUUGGCAAACAUUCACACAAACAUACACCCACCCCGUGGACAGCCUCCUGUCACACUCCUGGCUGUCCUGACUGCGGCCUCAACGGUGUCCAUACUACUGAACUCUCCUGUUUUUAACAAUCAUGUAAAUGCUGGGAAAUAAACUUAUUGCGAUGACCUCUUUUUGUUCAUAGUCUGGGUGCCACAAUAACUUUUAUUUGUGUAAAUGUACUCUAAAAUCUGAUUUUAGUAUUUUUAUAAAGUAAGAGUAUAUUAGUGGUGUCUAAUUUUGCAUGUCUAAUGAAGUCCUUGAAGUUUGAUUCAUUGUGUAAGAAGUAAGAGAUGCGUUCUACUGUUAAUGAAUACAACCUGUUUCUCUUUCUCUGUAAGACUUGAAUGUAAAUACAUAUAGAGUGUGUUGCUUAGUGUCUAGCAGCAUGUAACUACUAUUGCCAUGACUGUCAGCUUGUUGCCUGAGAUAAACAGUACUGCACAAUAAACUGAACUACAGUGAAAAACA
This is a messenger RNA of Salvelinus fontinalis (brook trout), 5441 nucleotides long. It is a transcript of the gene c2cd5, whose product is annotated as C2 calcium dependent domain containing 5. The record is from RefSeq and is a predicted model, not a curated record. Bases 817 to 4158 code for a protein of 1113 amino acids. Gene Ontology annotation, cellular component: plasma membrane. The transcript is spliced from 29 exons. Gene Ontology annotation, biological process: protein localization to plasma membrane; intracellular protein transmembrane transport; positive regulation of D-glucose transmembrane transport. Lineage: Eukaryota; Metazoa; Chordata; Actinopteri; Salmoniformes; Salmonidae. Gene Ontology annotation, molecular function: calcium-dependent phospholipid binding; calcium ion binding.